Molecule: messenger RNA, 1947 nt
Organism: Penicillium samsonianum
Lineage: Eukaryota; Fungi; Ascomycota; Eurotiomycetes; Eurotiales; Aspergillaceae
Exons: 1
Coding region: 1-1947 (648 amino acids)
Source: RefSeq, a predicted model, not a curated record
AUGCUCCUCCUUCCUAUCCACAGGAUACUCAUCGCGAUCCUCCUCUUACUCGCACUCUGCUCUGCUGCUGAAGAUACCUCCAGCGAUGCAUCAAACUCAGCUCUAUAUGACAUGGUCCCGGAUUGUGCUAAGGACUGCGUUGAUAGCUUCAUCAAGUCCGAAUACACACCCAUGGAAUGCACGUCACCUUCCAAUAUCAAGUGCCUUUGCCGCACCAAGACAACUAGUAGCUUGACCUUGGGGGAAGCGGCUUUGAGCUGUGUUCUGUCUGUAUGCUCACAGACAGUUAUCGCAAAGUCAAAGGCUUAUCACAUAUGCGACUCGGUAUCUGAAGCCCUUCCGAAAACACACCAGACGAUUACCGCGACCGUCUUUUCUGAUACGAGUACCACAGAGGCGAGUGAUGCAAAAACGACCACAGAGACAACAUCAACUAGCUCCAUUUCGACAACUGAACACACUUCGGAGGCCUCUGCGACAAAAUCUACAGCGACAUCGGCAUCGACACCGACGUCAACACCGACGUCAACCACCUCCAGUCAAACCUCUGAAAUCACAUUCUAUGAUGCUUCUUCAUCUUCAGGUUCUCAAGUGGAACCAACAUCCUCUACCGGACAAAUUUCCAGUGACUCUUCCGAAGAUACGAAUAAGAAAGGUGAUCAUGGUAUCACUCCAGCGGCGAUCAUUGGGAUGUCAGUAGCAUCAGGUGUGGCAGGGUCUUUCAUCAUCGGUGUUGCUGUGUUUUUCUGCUGCAAGAGAUGGCGACGAAAACAGCGGGAACAGACAGCGCCACACAUUUUCGAGAUUGGAGGCGCCAUGUCUGAGCCUUCUGAUUUUUUGAAACCCAUGCCACGACUCCCAACAGAAGGUUUGGGUCUAGGGUCUUCAUACCACUCAACUAGUGACCGCGAGACAAUGUUACAGCGGCCACGUACUUUCCAUUCAAUGGAAAGCGUUCAACCACUAUCACGAUACUCACCGCAAUCCGCCACGGUACAUCACUUGGGCCAGAGCAAAGAACCUAAAGACCAAGAACGAAUAGGGUUUGCUAUUAGCUCCGAUUCGGACUGGGAAACUUCGCCCCGGACACAAUCGUCACAGCACAGCGUAGCACGACUACUCCCAGAUCCUACAGCUGGACUAUAUCCAAAGCCGUUGAAGUGGAGUCAUCGGCCACCUAGUGGAGAGACUCUCUUUGAAGAAGACGAAAGUCAACAUGCAGCGGCGGCAGCAGCAGCAGCGGCAGCAGGAAUGAUGCAAAACAACUCCCCAAGGCCAGGUAUCCAGCCGAAACUCGCAGGGCUGCCAGCCAAUCCACGCGCAUUCAAAAAGGAAUUCCCAACAGGCAACUACAAACGAAGAUCUGGGGCCCGAAGUGCCCUAGCACCCCCAUUCAAUCCCAAUACAGCCUUCAGAACCUCCUCAUCAGACAGUAGCGCUGCACCCAACGAAAUCUCCGAAACUUCACAACCCUCCUACUCCUCCAUAAACCGAAACAUCCUCCUCGCCGCCCCCGUCAACACCCCCCAUGUCCAACCUCAGAACCGCAGCCUGUCACCGGGACGACACGCGCCUCAAGCCUGCCCCGCCCCAUCAUCAUCAUCAACCCUCCCUCCAGGCUCGGAGAUAGUAUCCAGGCCGCGGAUCAUACGUGGAAACGACAUCAAACGUGUCCAGAUCCGCAACAGUCCACGACCGCCUAGCGAAGUCGUAGCGCCAUACUGCCCCGAUGACCUGUGGCUGGAGCGUGGACGCGCCCUCGCGCCGCCGAAGUCCCGGGAACCGUCUGGGGAACUGCCGUAUCCUUCAGAUAUGUUUCCAGGUGCUGUGCAUUAUCCUGAUAGUCCGAAGAAGAAGGUUGGCGCUGUGUCAAAUCGGGUUUCUCCAACUAGUCGGAAUUUGACGCCAUCGAGGAGGGGCGAUGAUUUGAUUCUUCGUGUUGAUUAG